Mizuhopecten yessoensis (Yesso scallop) is the source of this 606-nucleotide messenger RNA. RefSeq names its product zinc finger protein 708-like. NCBI's taxonomy places the organism in Eukaryota, Metazoa, Mollusca, Bivalvia, Pectinida, Pectinidae. The transcript has 2 exons. The record is from RefSeq and is a predicted model, not a curated record. Gene Ontology annotation, biological process: regulation of DNA-templated transcription. Gene Ontology annotation, molecular function: RNA polymerase II cis-regulatory region sequence-specific DNA binding; DNA-binding transcription factor activity, RNA polymerase II-specific. The coding region runs from base 1 to 606 and encodes 201 amino acids.
AUGUCAGGAACGGGCGUCAGUACAACAGUGGCCAUAAGUCAGGUACGGAGGUCAGUACCACGGUCAUCCAAUGUCGAUUACGGACCUCAGUAUCACGGUGGUACAAUGUCGGAUAGGGACGUCAGUACUACAGUGGUCCAAUGUCAGGAACGGGCGUCAGUACAACAGUGGCCAGAAGUCAGGUAUGGACGUCAGCACCACGGUGAUCCAAUGUCGGAAACAAUGGAAAAAAGAAAAACUCAGAUGAAUGAAUCAACUCAGCCUAAAAAGGGGAAAUGGUCUUGUCCACAUUGUGACAAAUCAUUUGAGCACAAAAAGACACUUACGAGACACAUUGCAGAAUACGGAGAUAGAAGGUGGAAAUGUGACGUGUGUAACAAAGAGUUUGGAAGGAAAGAUCGGCUUACAAGGCAUAAGAAAGUCCACGGGGAACCACUGCAUUUGUGUUGUGGAAAAUAUUUCUGGAGGACUGACAAAUACAGCGAAUAUUUAAAAUCACACGAGAGCAAUCAACAAGGAGGAGGCAUAGACGAAAACAGAGACAGAGACAAAGAAAACAAUCAACCGCCAAUGAAUGCAUCUACCAAUCAAGCUUUGAACGAUUAG